UCACUGAGAUUAAAUGCUUUAUUUUCGAACAAGCUGGUAGCUUUGUGAAAGCGAACAACACGUAGGUUUUUUUACUGAUAAGGAUUACUGCACGCCAACUAGGCUCCCAACUUUGAAAGGAGUUAAUCAAGUUUGUAAGAACUGUCUUACUUCAAGUGGAUACUCAAAUACUUAGCACAUAAAUAGAAUAUAAACGAAAAAGGAAUUUAUAAUGCUUAAAGCGGUUAUCCUAAUAGGAGGUCCUCAAAAAGGUACAAGAUUUCGCCCCCUCUCGUUGGAUACUCCCAAGCCUUUAUUUCCUGUAGCCGGACGGCCUAUCAUACAACAUCACAUAGAGGCAUGUCUGCGAGUGCCAGAGUUAAAAGAAAUACUUAUAAUUGGUUAUUAUCCACAAGUACAAAUGGAAAAUUUUGUUACUGACAUGCAAAAUCUGUACAACAUCAACAUUAGAUAUUUGCAAGAAUUUACUUCUUUAGGCACUGCAGGCGGCAUGUACCACUUUCGCGAUCAAAUACGGUCUGGAAAUCCAAGUGCAUUUUUCAUAUUAAAUGGCGAUGUUUGCGCUGAUUUUCCACUGCAAGAUCUAUAUUCAUUCCAUAGGCAGCGUAUCGAUAAGGCUCUGGUGACAAUAAUGAGCACUGAGGCAACAAGGCAGCAAUCGCUGCAUUAUGGAUGCUUAGUAUUUGAUCGUAAUAGCGGUGUUGUGUCGCAUUAUGUAGAAAAGCCUAGCUCUUAUGUAUCAACCUUUAUUAAUUGUGGUGUCUAUGUGUGCUCCAUGGAUAUAUUUUCCCAUUUGGCAGAAGUAUUUUAUUCAAAAGGUCAAGAGUAUUCGUCUCCAAGUUUUAGUAAUGGUGGUACUAACGGUAAAGAUCAAGGACACAUACAAUGGGAGCAGGAGGUUCUUACGCCUCUCGCUGGUACUAAUAAACUCUACGCAAUGCCGGUUCCAAAUUGGUGGUCGCAGUUAAAAACAGCUGGGUCAGCCAUUUACGCCAACAGGCAUUAUUUAGAACUAUAUAAAAACACUCAUCCAGAGAGAUUGGCAAAUGCUGGAACUAAAUACAGUGAAAAUGAUUCUAAUUUGAUUUGUACAAUUCUGCCCGAUGUUUAUAUACAUCCAAGUGCUACAAUUCACCACAGUGCAACAUUAGGACCAAACGUAUCUAUUGGACCAGGUGUAACCAUCGGACCCGGUGUUCGCAUUCGAGAGUCUAUAAUACUGGAAAACGCAGUAAUAAAAGAUCAUACUUUAGUGUUACACUCCAUUGUGGGGAGAGGAUCAGUUAUUGGACAGUGGUCGAGAGUUGAAGGAACACCGUCUGAUCCUGAUCCAAAUAAGCCGUUUGCAAAAAUGGAAAAUCCACCACUUUUCAACAAAGAAGGAAAGCUCAAUCCGUCCAUUACUAUUUUGGGCUGUUUUGUACAAGUGCCUUCUGAAAAAGUUUUAUUGAACAGCAUCGUCUUGCCGCACAAGGAAUUAUCAAGAAACUUCAAGAAUGAAAUAAUAUUGUGAAAUCUUGAAAAUCGAUAGCAAAAAUUACUGCGUUCAUAUUUUACUGUAUUAUACCAACGCUUUAUUUUAAUAACCGUUCGCACAUAAAUAAAUUAUAUAUAUAUAUUAUCA
This is a messenger RNA of Ceratitis capitata (Mediterranean fruit fly), 1624 nucleotides long. RefSeq names its product mannose-1-phosphate guanyltransferase alpha-A (gene Gmppa). The record is from RefSeq and is a predicted model, not a curated record. The transcript is spliced from 8 exons. Bases 212 to 1513 code for a protein of 433 amino acids. NCBI's taxonomy places the organism in Eukaryota, Metazoa, Arthropoda, Insecta, Diptera, Tephritidae. Gene Ontology annotation, cellular component: cytoplasm. Gene Ontology annotation, biological process: biosynthetic process.